AUGACCGACUUGGGUGCUCUUCACCACUUCCUUGGCGUCGCCGUCACCCGCACCUCCGACGGCCUGUUCCUGUCGCAGCGACAGUACGCCGUCGAUCUCCUCCAGCGGGCGGGCAUGGCUGAGUGUCAUCCUACCGCAACCCCUGUUGACACUCAGGCCAAGCUCUCCGCCCAUGAAGGCAACAAGCUAUCAGACAAGGACAACUCAGAGUACAGGAGCAUAGCAGGGGCUCUUCAGUACCUGACUCUGACGCGUCCUGAUCUGGCUUAUGCAGUUCAACAGGUGUGUCUCUUCAUGCACGCCCCGAGGGAGCCCCACCGUGCGCUGAUCAAGCGCAUUCUGCGCUAUGUGAAGGGCACGCUAUCCUCCGGUCUUCACAUUGGCGCCGGCUCCAUCCAGACGCUGACCGCAUACUCUGAUGCUGACUGGGCUGGUUGCCCUGACUCCAGGCGGUCCACUUCUGGUUUCUGCGUCUAUCUCGGCGACAACCUGGUCUCCUGGUCCUCCAAACGCCAGACCACGGUCUCCCGCUCUAGUGCUGAGGCUGAAUACCGUGCUGUGGUUCACGUUGUGGCCGAGUGCUGUUGGCUGUGGCAACUCCUUCAGGAGCUCCAUCUUCAGCUGCCCCAGGCUACGGUGGUCUUCUGCGACAACGUCAGCGCCAUCUACAUGACGGCCAAUUCGGUCCACCACAAGCGCACGAAGCAUAUUGAGAUUGACAUUCACUUUGUGCGCGAGAAGGUGGCCCUUGGCGAGAUUCGGGUCCUUCAUGUUCCUUCGUCUCAUCAGUUCGCUGACAUUAUGAUGAAAGGGCUCCCAACGCCACUGUUUACAGAUUUCAGAACCAGCCUGUGCGUCCGCAAGCCUCCCGCUUCGGCUGCGGGCGGGUAUUAG
This is a messenger RNA of Phragmites australis (common reed), 894 nucleotides long. RefSeq lists its product as uncharacterized. The record is from RefSeq and is a predicted model, not a curated record. Bases 1 to 894 code for a protein of 297 amino acids. Lineage: Eukaryota; Viridiplantae; Streptophyta; Magnoliopsida; Poales; Poaceae. The transcript has a single exon.